AUGCCCAAGUGCAACAGGGAGGUGCACUUCGAGGAGCUGGUGGCCUUGCUGGGCAAAGACUGGCAUCGGACCUGCUCCUCCUGGGCCUCCAGGGUCCAUGCUGAGUUUGAAGGCAAGACCUGCUCCAGCCAUCCCUGGUACUCGGCCACGUUUGGGCCCAAAGGCUUCAGACGCGGUGGAGCAGAAAGCUCCACUUUCAGGUAG
This is a messenger RNA of Jaculus jaculus (lesser Egyptian jerboa), 204 nucleotides long. Its product is annotated as cysteine-rich protein 1-like. The coding region runs from base 1 to 204 and encodes 67 amino acids. The record is from RefSeq and is a predicted model, not a curated record. Gene Ontology annotation, biological process: intrinsic apoptotic signaling pathway in response to DNA damage; regulation of gene expression. The transcript has a single exon. Gene Ontology annotation, molecular function: zinc ion binding. Lineage: Eukaryota; Metazoa; Chordata; Mammalia; Rodentia; Dipodidae.